AUGGUUCAUAAAUGUACCUCGCUUAAUUUCAGCCAAAAAAAAGAGUCUAACAGAAAAAAAAUUGGAGGGGGGCCUCCAGCUGUAUUAACCACCGUGGAAGACCUGGUCAUAGAUGGCAUCCGCGACAAGCCACAGCUGAUUGGCAUUCCGGGUGGCAUUGAUUCAGGCGUGGCUGAUGUUGCUGAGAUGGCAGACACUGAUGAAGCCUCAGCCAAGUGUACACUAACUGUUGCUGAGUGGACAUCAAAGCCUGCAACUGCCUCGAAUGUAGCCACUUCUUCAACAUCAAGACCAUCAAAAGAAUCGUUGAAAAAGAGAAAGAGAAACAGAUGCUAUGAAGAAGAGCUACUUGAGCUGGAAACAAGACGUGCACAGGCUGAGUUGGACCUGCUGUUGCAGAGGCAACAGCAGGAAAAACAGCUACAUGAUCUUAGAAGGUGA
Messenger RNA from Dreissena polymorpha, 441 nucleotides. RefSeq lists its product as uncharacterized. The transcript is spliced from 3 exons. The coding region runs from base 1 to 441 and encodes 146 amino acids. The record is from RefSeq and is a predicted model, not a curated record. Lineage: Eukaryota; Metazoa; Mollusca; Bivalvia; Myida; Dreissenidae.